This is a messenger RNA of Podarcis muralis (Common wall lizard), 2395 nucleotides long. RefSeq names its product ectonucleotide pyrophosphatase/phosphodiesterase family member 7-like. NCBI's taxonomy places the organism in Eukaryota, Metazoa, Chordata, Lepidosauria, Squamata, Lacertidae. The record is from RefSeq and is a predicted model, not a curated record.
UGGACAUCUCAGGAUGAAGAUCACAAAUUUCCUUGCUCUGGUGUUUGCCCUCUUGACAGCCACUGCUUGUUACCCUGUUACACAGAGCAAGGUGAAAGCAAAUACCCAUAAACUCCUCUUGAUCUCCUUCGAUGGAUUCCGGUGGAAUUAUGACCAGGAUGUCGACACUCCAAACAUGGACCACUUGGUCAAAGAAGGGGUGAAAGCAGAAUAUGUAACUCCUCCCUUUGUGACCAUGACUUCACCAUCCCAUUUCACGACCAUCUCAGGCCGCUGGAUCGAAGACCAUGGUGUCAUCCAUAAUAUGAUGUUCAACACGGAGACUCUGAGAAAGUAUGGCCACAAAGAAACACAGAACAAGACCGAAUGGUGGGACAAUGGAGUUCUGCCACUGUGGAUCACAGCUCAAAACCAGGGGAAGAAAACAGCUUCAUUUCACUAUCCCGGUGGAGGUGCCAAUUACAGUGGCCAGAGAGUCCAAAGGAGUUUGGUUGAGUCCUUUACUCACCCCGACAGCAACGAGACAGAGUGGAGGGAAAACAUUGAUAUCGUCAUGAAAUGGUUCACCGAGGAAGAUUUUGAUUUUGUCACACUUUAUUAUGGGGAACCUGACAAGGUGGGGCACAUGGUUGGCCCAGAGACUGAAGACAGGAAAACGAUCAUCCGACAGAUUGACCGGACCAUCGGUUACCUCCUUGAAGCGAUUGAAAAACACAGCUUGAAGGAGACCCUCAAUGUCAUCAUCACGUCCGAUCACGGAAUGACCACGGUCAAAAAGAAACCGGAAGUUACUGAGAUCAUGCUGAGCAACUACAUUAAAUUCAGCGACCUGGUGAAAUUUGACAUCGUAGACUAUGGUGGCUUUGGCAUGAUCCUCCCCAAACCGGGUAAAGAAGAGGAAAUCUAUCAGGCAUUGAAAAAUGCCCACCCUCAUCUCAAAGUGUAUAAAAAAGGAGAGUUUCCUGAGCAUUUCCAUUACGCUCAACAUGAACGGGUUUUGCCAAUCCUGGUUUAUGGAGAUUCGGGUUACAGUGUCAAUGGGAGGUUCAUCCUCUACGUCAACAAAGGCGACCAUGGAUUUGACAACGAAGACAUGGAUAUGAAGACCAUCUUCAGAGCUUUUGGUCCAGAUUUCAAGAAGGGCUAUUUGGCAGAACCCUUUGACACCAUCCACAUUUACCCGUUGAUGUGUGAGCUCCUGGGAGUCCAUCCCGAACCCAACAAUGGCUCUUUGGCAUUCACUCGCAACAUGCUCCAUUCAGCACCAUCCAGGAACAUCCUUAUUCCCAUCCUUGUAGGAGGCUUCCUGGGAGUCCUGCUUCUUCUGAUACCCAUCUCCAUAGUGUCCUACAGGGCUAGUCAACGUCAGAAGGGGAAGAAAGAUGAGCAUCCUGAAGAAAUGAAAAAGACAGCGCCGCCGUCAACUGGCUUAUGAUGACUCACUUUCAUGUUCAAAGAAGGCACUCUUGGAAUGACGUUGUCCAAGGCUUAGGUUGCACACCCUGCAGAAUGAGAUGCUCCAUGAGGUGUUAAAGGAGUCCUCUGAGAGGUUAAAUGGACUGUACCAUGUCAAACCACAGUAGGGCAACAGAGGCUAGUCCAUUGGGGAGAAUGGGGCACUGCCCCACCCUCCCUUUCCAUCAGCCCCCACCCGCCCUGCCUUCUUACUUACAGCCAGUUCAGGGGGGCUGGUGGCCCUGGCUGUCAUAUCCAUCGUCCUUAGCCUCAGUGGUGCCCUUGUAGACUUAGUUGGGGGGUGGGGAGGAUGGGCACAAAACAAGCAUUAGUUGACUCUGCCUAUCAUUGGCUUUGGCACCAGGUGAUCUGGCAAGGUGGACAGGGUGGCAGGAAACACCCAUUUGCCUUUUGGGGGGAAUUGCAAUAUCAAUUCUCCCAGAGAAGCAGCCUGGUUCCACAUGCUUGACCAAAAACAGGAGCAGCAGAACCACCAUCUUAGUGACUCAAUGCUCCAAAGUGAUAUUCUUUUGCUAUGGACUUGACCUUAUACCCACCAACAUUUUGCUGCUGAAAAAGUAGGGGUGCACUUACAAACACCCCCAAAGUUCCAGGGGUGUCGUUAGGGGCUGGUCCAGAAAUCUUUGGCACUGGCCCCCAGAACCUCUUGCCUCCCCCCCCCCUUUUCGGUAGCCAUACAUUUUUUGCUUACUGAGCAGCUGGGUGGAGUGAGAUCUCAGCCACUUUGGCUCAGUGGGAGAGCACCUGCUUUGCCUGCAGAAGGCCCCAUGUUCAAUCCAAGACCAAAAUUUGUGUUUCUAUAUAAAGGGCUGAUUUAACAAGGGAACACAGGGAGGUGUCAUUUGCACCCACAUUGUUCUAUUAACAUUUAAGUGCACCCCACAAUAAGGGAUGUCUUGCUGCCUCUUGGAAUAAAACA